Molecule: messenger RNA, 3465 nt
Organism: Pollicipes pollicipes
Lineage: Eukaryota; Metazoa; Arthropoda; Thecostraca; Pollicipedomorpha; Pollicipedidae
Product: Na(+)/H(+) exchanger beta
Exons: 18
Biological process (GO): proton transmembrane transport; potassium ion transmembrane transport; sodium ion import across plasma membrane
Cellular component (GO): plasma membrane
Molecular function (GO): sodium:proton antiporter activity; potassium:proton antiporter activity
Source: RefSeq, a predicted model, not a curated record
GGCUGCUGGGCCGCCUCGCCGGCCGCGCUGGGCGCCCAGCUGGCGCGUCUGCGCGCCGCCCGCAGCGUGGUGGCCAGCGCCAAAGAAGCGCGCGACGAGACGGGCCACGUGCAGCGGGAGCGGCUGGUCGCCACUCACACGGACAGUGACGGCACCAAGUACCAGUACUGCGUGGAGCGCGAGGAGGUCAAGGAAGAGCACGGCAUCCACGUGGCGUCCUGGCGCUGGACGGAGGUGCAGACCUACUACGCCAUCACGCUGUUCAUCGUCAUCGCCGGCCUGGCCAAGCUAGGCUUUCAUCAUGCGCACUUUCUGUCAUCUAAAUUACCAGAAUCAUGCCUGCUCAUCAUCCUGGGCAUCUUCGUCGGCAUCAUCACGUACCACAUCCGUCACCGGCUCGACGGGGAGACGUUCCCGGCCAUCGCCUUCGUCAACACCUCAGUACGGGUGCUCGACUGUGAGGACGAGUUCGCCGGCUUCUUCCCCAAGUUCGACUCGGAGCUGUUCUUCCUGGUGCUGCUGCCGCCGAUCGUGCUGGAGGCCUCCUACUCGCUGCACGACCGCACCUUCCUUGACAACCUCGGCACCGUCCUGCUCUUCGCCGUCGUGGGCACGCUGUUCAACAUGUUCAUCAUCGGCCCGGCGCUGUACGGCCUGGCCGUCUCCGGUGCCAUGGGCUCGAGCAUGCUGUACGGAGGCGAUGCCGUCAACGCCACCGAAGGGGUCUACGACAUCUCCAACGUCAGUUUGGUGCAGAUGCUGACCUUCUCGUCGCUGAUCGUGGCGGUGGAUCCUGUGGCCGUGCUGGCCAUCUUCCAGGAGGUCGGCGUCAACAAGGACCUCUACUUCCUCGUGUUCGGGGAGAGUCUGCUAAACGACGCCGUCACGGUGGUUCUCUACAACGCCAUGGUGGCCUUCACGGGCAUGGAGGGCGAGGACAUCGCCUACGACCAGAUCCUGCUGGCCGUGGCCGCCUUCUUCUGCGUGUCGCUGGGCGGCCUGGCCAUCGGCAUCAUCUUCGGCGUGCUCACGGCCGUCAUCACCAAGUACACUCCCGACGUCAGGGUGGUGGAGCCGCUCUCGCUGCUGGCCAUGGCGUACCUGGCCUACCUGUCAGCCGAGCUGGUCCACUUCUCCGGCAUCAUCGCCACCGUCGGCUGUGGAGUGGUGCAGGCGCACUACGCCAUGAAGAACAUCUCCAAAAACUCCUACAUCACCAUCAAGUACUUCGUUACCAUGGCCAGCUCCACCAGCGACACCAUCAUCUUCAUGUUCCUGGGGAUGGUGCUGGUCAGCAAGGAUCACCACUGGCACACUGGCUUCUCGCUGUGGACGCUGGUGCUGUGCCUGGUGGUGCGGUUCAUCGGUGUGUACUUGCUCAGCUGGCUGGCCAACUUCCGCCGGCUGAGGCGCAUCGGUCGGAAGGAGCAGUUCAUCAUGGCGUACGGAGGCUUGCGGGGCGCCGUCGGCUUCUCGCUGGUGGUCAUGCUGCGUGGCUCGGCCAUCGACGAAACCACCGUCCGCAUCUUCGUCACCACCACGCUCUUCAUCGUCCUGUUCACCGUGUUCGUACAGGGCUCGACCAUCAAGCUGCUGGUGGGCCUGUUCAACAUCAAGCUGGAGGAGACUGAGGACCCGACGUUGACCGAGGAGAUCGCCGCCACCACCGUCGACCACAUCACGGCCGGCGUCGAAGAGAUCAUCGGCUACCGCGGCUCCAACUUCUUCAAGGAACGGCUGGAGUGGUUCGACGAGAAGUACCUGAAGCCGCUGCUCAUCAGCGACUCGCUCGACUCAUCACUGGCGCGGCUCUACGACAAGCUGGUGCUAGACGAACACUUCGCCAACCUGUACGGCCCGGCCGCCGCCGUCGAGACGGAGAAGGGCGGCAUGGCGGACAUCGUGCAGCACGAGGCGGACUUCUUCCUGCCGGAGGAGGAUCUGCUGCACCUGAAGCGGCGCUCCAAGGUGCUGCGCGAGUCGAUGCGACGGGACUCGCUGCGAGGCUUCCCGCACCCGCUCAGCAGGGUCGGCUCACUGCGCGACCGGUUCACGCGGCGCUUCUCAUCCACGUCAGUCACGCCGCGUACCGCGGACUCGGAGGGCGGCACCGCGCUCGGCUCCAUCACCGAGCCCACCUCGCCCACCACGCCCUCCUUCAACCCCGAGGACAACUACCGGACAUACCCGCACGACGGCGCGAUGCUGCGCAAGGCCUUCAGGAACAUCCCCUACAACAAGCUGCACUUCCGCUACAACCCGAACCUGAUCGACGAGGAGGACCAGGAGAUGGAGACGCACCUGCGGCGGCGCCGCGCCAACGCGCAACGCUUCAGCCAGCUGGCACAGGUGGUGGCCGCCAAGCAGGCGGACCAGAGCAAGGACCGCGAGCUGCGACGCACCGUCUCAGGCGGCGGGCGCGAGGCGCAUCUGCACAUGCCGGGCGUGGCCGACCUGGUGAUGGCGCAGCGGCGGCGCGCGCUCGAGCGCCAGCGCCAGCGCUACGUGUCGGCGCCGUCGUCAGGCUCGCCGGCGCUGGGGGCCGACGAGGCGGCACUGGGCCCCAUCUCGGAGGAGUCGCUGAGAACCGAGGAUCGCGAGCUGCUGCCGCGCCUGGCGCCGCAGCCGCAGCCGCGCGCUCGGCCCCGCUCCUCCGGCGCCGACGACAACAACGAGGAAAGCCGGGUGUAGGGUCGCGCCGCCGCCGCCGACCCCGCGGCGCCGCGUGUCGCUGCCGACGGCGUGUGGCGGCCGUCCCGUCUCUCCCGACACGCCAUCCGACGCGCUCCGGUCUGGACGUGCGGUGUGGGUAAGAGGGUGGCACGCUCAGUACCGCAACGGCAGGAAGAGGUGCGCGGUCGCUGGUCAGAGCAGACGGAGGACGGGAAGCGUAGGAGGUCGGCCGACCACGUGCCCCUGGCUGGGUUACCAGUCGGAGGGGAUGUCUCUGGAGGUUCGGUCGGACACGACCCGAUCGCUAGUUCUGUGAUGACACGUUCUGGGACUGCUUACGGAAGGUCCUCGGCUUCACUUUUAUUACUCUCCAACCUGCGCAUUGAAUGGCUGAUUUUGUGUGCACUCUGCCUGGUCCGGUUUUGGAGGUGAUCCUGGUUUUCGCACGCUUGUAUUCUCGCCUAUUGAUGAACGUCGUCCAGGAUGUGUUCUUUGGGAUCCCAUGCUGCUGAUUUCGCGCGACAUAAUUCGUUUCUUUGGCACAUGACCUCGACUUCCGUCGUGUCCCUGCCUGCCACUCAUACCGCCCGCUGUUCAGUACGCCCUGUCAUGAUCGAGCUUGGCCACGAUCCCCCGCUGCGCCCGACCUCCUCGCGGUCGCCUGAAGCACCUAUCACUCCGUCCCGGCGGGGGUGCCGCGGUGCCUUGUGCUGCCCGUGCGCCGCCCGCGUCGGCCAGGGCUGCUUACCAGGUCCCGACGGCCGCGGCGGCGUGCGUGCGGGACGCACGGGG